ACAAACAGGCAUGACGAGUGUCAGGUCAUUCAUGGACCCGAGGAUCCGCGCGCUGGAGCUGCUCGGGGUGGCGCUUUCCGCGUGUGCGUGGAUAUUCACGCUGGCGGCCACAUUCAGGUCGGCGUGGCUCACUCUGUCCACAGAGCUACUGCCCAUGGAGAGCUACGAGCUGGGCCUUUGGGAGACGUGCGUGGUGCAGGACGUGCAGGGUGCUCUGCUGUGUCAACGCUAUGACAGCCCGCUGGCCUUGCCUCGUGACAUCAAGUUGGCGCGCGUGCUCGUGUGCGCGGCACUGUGCGCGGGGCUGCUUGUGCUCGCGCUUGCCAUCCCGGGUUUGCAUGCGGUCAACGUGUGCGUGGACGGGCAAAGCAAGAAGGUGAUGAAAAUGUGCAGCGGGGCGCUGAGCGUCGGGUGCGCUGCGCUGAUGCUUGUUCCGGUCUCGUACGUUGCCCACGCUGCGGCCUUGCGAUACUUCGAUGAGUCGGUGCCGGACGUGGCACCGCGCUGGGAGUUCGGUGACGCGCUCUUCUGCGGGUGGACCGCGGGCGUGUUGCACCUGUUGGCGGGGACCGCGCUGCUCGCCUCCUGUGCGUCUCUGAAAAACCAUCACGCCCAUGCAGGCCCACUGGAUCGGCUGCAGCAGGGACCAAGAACGGAAUACGUCUGAAAUGAACACUUCAACAGUGGAAAAUCUCACGGCACACCUCCCAACUAAACUGCCUCACCACAAGUUUCGGCAGUGUUCUUCGUUAUUUGGUGUGAAAUUUGGUCCUGCUAUCACAAAAGUGGUAUCUUGAUUUAUGCCUGUAAUUCAUUCCCUAACCAAGCUCGAACCUACCUAUAAAAUCAGUUCCCUCUUUUGAAAUUAAUUGAAACACCAUUUAUUCGUAAAAGUCCUCAAGAAAUCGUGACCUUGUGUCACAUUUUUUUAGAGUUA
Messenger RNA from Syngnathus typhle (broad-nosed pipefish), 937 nucleotides. Its product is annotated as putative claudin-24. Gene Ontology annotation, molecular function: structural molecule activity. The transcript has a single exon. Lineage: Eukaryota; Metazoa; Chordata; Actinopteri; Syngnathiformes; Syngnathidae. Gene Ontology annotation, cellular component: plasma membrane; bicellular tight junction. Bases 11 to 667 code for a protein of 218 amino acids. Gene Ontology annotation, biological process: bicellular tight junction assembly; cell adhesion. The record is from RefSeq and is a predicted model, not a curated record.